GUCAGCACGAACGCAUGCGUAGACGACAGCGACAUCGACGGGAAGGGCACGCUCAGGACGCAGCUGCCACCAAAGGAUGCAUAGCCCGAAGGUGUGUCCUGCGCUGGGGCGCAGCGCGAAGCUGCCGCCGCCACUGAAGGGCCUCAACUCACUGCUCCCGCAGCCGAAGGCGUUCCUCGUUCGCGGCGACGAUGUUGAACGCUCGCCGGCCCCGUUCCCGCCGCGCACGCCGCUCUCUCCGCUAGCGACACCGGCACCAGCAGCGUCACGACAAUGCAUGGCAUUGGUGUUUGCACUGGUGCUCGGCGACGACGACGCGCUGCUCAUGCGCGGCCAAGUACUAAUCUGGCACUUACCCGAUGCCAAAAAAGUAGUUAUCUGGUGCUUAAGUAUGAUCAACUGA
This is a messenger RNA of Phanerochaete carnosa HHB-10118-sp, 403 nucleotides long. RefSeq lists its product as uncharacterized. Lineage: Eukaryota; Fungi; Basidiomycota; Agaricomycetes; Polyporales; Phanerochaetaceae. Bases 77 to 403 code for a protein of 108 amino acids. The record is from RefSeq and is a predicted model, not a curated record. The transcript has a single exon.